AUGAUCAAUAUUAUUCUGCUCGGGCUUGCCGCCUGUUCGAGCCUCACAUACGCGGCUCCUGUAUCGCCAGACCCUGCCGAUGUCGCGAGUUUUCUCACUCGCAGGGCCGCAGUUGAUGCUUGCCCUGGCUACACCGCCUCAAACGUAGUCGAGAACGGGGACACUUUGACUGCCGACCUUACCCUUUCUGGAGAUGCGUGCAACGCAUACAGCGAUGACAUCAAGGACUUGAAGUUGCUAGUUGAGUACCAAACUAACGACCGUCUACAUGUCAAGAUCUACGAUGCCGCUGAGCAAGUCUACCAAGUAUCUGAAGAGGUGUUCCCACGCCCCAAACACGAGAGGCCCGGCGGUGCAAACCUGGCGCUUAAAUUUGGUCUCAAGGAAAGUCCAUUCUCUUUCGAUGUGACGCGCAGGGACAACGGCGAGGUUUUGUUCGACAUUGGCACUGUGCCACUGGUUUUCGAGAAGCAGUAUGUCCGCCUUCGCACUAAGCUGCCCGAUAACCCCAACCUCUACGGCCUUGGUGAGCACAGCGACGCGUUCCGCUUCAAUGCGGAGAACUACGAGCGUGUCUUGCUGAACGCGGAGUCUCCCCAGAUUCCCAGGAAUGCCAACCUGUACGGAACCCACCCUGUCUACUUCGACCACCGUGGCGACAAGGGCACCCAUGGUGUCUUCAUGCUCAACUCCAGCCCAAUGCAAGUCGAAAUGAAGAAGGCCGAUGACGGCCAGUACCUUGAGUACAACACCAUCGGUGGUGUCAUCGAUUUGUACUUCAUGGCCGGUAGCAAGCCAGCCGAGGUUUCGAAGCAGUAUGCUGAUAUAGCGGGCUACUCCGCCAUGUACCCAUACUGGACCUUUGGAUUCCACCAAUGCAAGUACGGCUACUGGGACGUCAACAUGGUCGCUGAAGUCGUCGGCAACUACUCGACUGCUGGAAUUCCCCUUGAGGUCAUGUGGACCGAUAUCGACUACAUGUAUCUUCGCGAGGACUUCACGGUUGACCCCGAGCGCUUCCCCCUCUCCAAGAUGCGUGAGCUUGUGCAAACACUCCACUCGCGCGAUCAGCGAUACAUUCUAAUUCUCGACCCGGGCGUUCACGCCGUCGGCGGUCAGUACCUCAGCUACAAGAAGGGACACGACAUGGACGUCUUCUUGAAGGCCGCCGAUGGCUCCGACAUGCUCGGAAUUCAGUGGCCCGGUGAAGUCGCAUGGCCUGACUGGUUCCACCCCAACACGGAGAAGUGGUGGACUGAGGAAAUGAACAUUCAGUUCAACCCCGAGUCAGGUAUCGAUAUCGAUGGUAUCUGGGUCGACAUGAACGAGGCCUCCAACUUCUGUCACGAUGUCACAACCUGCAACCCUCGCCAGCAAACCAUCGACGACAACAUUCCUCCUCACCCUGCCAAUGCGCCACGACCCAACACCGGCCGCCCAAUUCCUGGCUUCCCAGAGUCUUUCCAGCCGGGUUACAGUAACAAGGCCCGUGAUGUAGAGCCCAACUCUGCACCACGCCCAGAUUCUGUUGAAGCUCGCGGUUUCCAGUCUCUACCUGCUCGCCAGAUCUACGAUAGCCCGAGUAGUAUGAAGGGUUUCCCCGACCGCGAAUGGUUCAAGCCCGCGUAUCAGAUCAACAGCCAUCUAGGUGAUAUUUCGCGCCAAACCAUCCCCAUGAACACAACCAACUAUGACGGAAGCUGGCAGUACGACACGCACAACCUCUACGGCAACAUGAUGGCAUCCACGACCCGCGAGUCCAUGCUCGCCCGCCGUCCAGCCCUUCGUCCCUUCGUGCUCACCCGCUCCACCUUCGCGGGUACCGGCCGCAAGGUAGCCCACUGGUUCGGCGACAACUUCUCCGCCUGGGACGACUACCGCAUCUCGAUCCGCCAAAUGCUAUCCUUCGUCUCCAUGCACCAAAUGCCCAUGGUCGGCUCCGACGUAUGCGGCUUCAACGGCAACGCAGACCAAUACAUGUGCGCCCGCUGGGCCACUCUCGGCGCCUUCCAGCCCUUCUACCGCAACCACGCGGAAAUCAGCGCCAUCCACCAAGAAUUCUACCUUUGGGACGUUGUCGCCGAUGCCGCGAAGCGGGCCAUCGACACGCGUUACAAGCUGCUCGAUUACAUCUACACGGGCCUGUACUACCAAACCAAAGAAGGCACGCCCAUGAUCAACCCCCUCUUCUUCCUCUACCCCGAAGACGCAAACACCUUUGGCAUCGACCUGCAAUGGUUCUACGGCGACGCCCUGCUCAUCUCGCCCGUUGUAACAGAUUACUCCGACACGGUCACUUUCUACCUGCCGCAAGACACCUUCUACGACUACUGGACCUACGCCAAGGUCGAAGGCGAGGGCAAGAACGUAACGGUUAGCAACCUAGGCUACAGCGACAUCCCCGUGCAUAUCCGCGGUGGCUCCAUCGUGCCCCAGCGUGUCAACAGCGCGAAUACCACAAAGGCGCUGCGCAAAGAAGACUUCUUGAUCAUCGUUGCGCCGGAUGCGGAUGGCAAGGCGACGGGACGGCUGUACCUUGAUGACGGCGAGAGUCUGAAUCAGCCUGCUAUGAGCGAAAUCUCCUUUUCGUACGACGGCGCCAAGUUCAGCGCUACGGGCUCUUUUAGCUACGCUGGCGCGAAUGAGGAGAGCAUUACUGUUGCCAAGGUCGUUGUGCUGGGCCAGGGUAAGGCUGGUGCGACUGGCAACUUUGACAGUGAGAAGGGUGCCGUUACGGUUGAUGGCCCGUGGAAGAUGGAUGGCGAGUUCUCGUUCGAGUUGUAA
Messenger RNA from Alternaria ventricosa, 2784 nucleotides. RefSeq lists its product as uncharacterized. Gene Ontology annotation, molecular function: hydrolase activity, hydrolyzing O-glycosyl compounds; carbohydrate binding. Gene Ontology annotation, biological process: carbohydrate metabolic process. NCBI's taxonomy places the organism in Eukaryota, Fungi, Ascomycota, Dothideomycetes, Pleosporales, Pleosporaceae. The transcript has 2 exons. Bases 1 to 2784 code for a protein of 927 amino acids. The record is from RefSeq and is a predicted model, not a curated record.